This is a messenger RNA of Gasterosteus aculeatus aculeatus (three-spined stickleback), 2371 nucleotides long. RefSeq names its product snail family zinc finger 1a (gene snai1a). The record is from RefSeq and is a predicted model, not a curated record. Gene Ontology annotation, biological process: regulation of DNA-templated transcription. Gene Ontology annotation, molecular function: RNA polymerase II cis-regulatory region sequence-specific DNA binding; DNA-binding transcription factor activity, RNA polymerase II-specific. Lineage: Eukaryota; Metazoa; Chordata; Actinopteri; Perciformes; Gasterosteidae.
AGAACAGAGGCCAGUAUUUAGUCACUGCAUGAAAGCUGCACACACACACACACGCACGCACACACACACACUUGUCUGCGCAAGUCUUCUCUAACUUGUGGACUAUAGGAAGAUAUUUUUCUGUUUCCUUUGGAUCCGGGGACCAAGAUUUGACUUUUUUUUUUCUUGCAGAAACCGUGCGUCGUGACCACAGGAUACUUUUACGCACAGUUAUUUAACUCUCACACGGACAAUGCCUCGAUCUUUCUUGGUCAAACAGUACUUCGCGAAACAAAAGCCGAACUACAGUGAACUGGAAUGUCAGAAUGACAUGUCACUGGAGAGGUAUUCUCUGGCUGAGCUCUCAUCAGGGGUCAACACCUCUACUGCCACCUGCUUCACAACAGGUCUGGUGUGGAACCUGAGCGUCCUGCCCACCCUCUACCUGCCCACCUCCCAAACGGAGCCCUGCGUGGCCCCGGGCCCCCUGGACCUCAGCUCCCCCUCCAGCCUCAGCAGCAGCGCCAGCAGCUGCGGAGAGGAGGACGAGGGACGCACGUCGGACCCCCCCAGCCCCGAACCCGUACACACGUACGGCCCUCGUCAGCGGAUGAAAUGCACCGGCGUCAUGCCUCACAUCAGUCCCCCCGAGGAGGAGGAGGAGGAGGAAGAGGAGGAGAGGGAGGCCCCCGUCACAGCGGCCCGGCCAGCCUUCCUCUGCAAACACUGCCCCAAAGAGUACACCAGCCUCGGGGCCCUGAAGAUGCACAUCCGCUCACACACCCUGCCCUGCGUGUGCACCACGUGCGGGAAGGCUUUCUCCAGGCCGUGGCUGCUGCGCGGCCACAUCCGCACACACACAGGUGAGCGGCCGUUCUCCUGCCCCCACUGCAACAGGGCCUUUGCCGACCGCUCAAACCUGCGAGCUCAUCUGCAGACCCACGCCGAGGUGAAGAAGUACCAGUGUGGCGUCUGCUCUCGCACCUUCAGUCGCAUGUCGCUGCUGCAGAAACACAGCUCCUCCGGGUGCUGCUCCUCCGCAGUGUGAAACCCAGCAGAGCGAGAGAGAGAGAGGGAAAGAGAAAGAGAGAGCGAGAGAGAGAGAGAGACAUAGGGUACCCUGGUCAGAGCUCAGGGAGGAGCUAGUGGCCGCCGAGAGUGGGGCGACCCAAGCCCAGCUGGCCUGUUGACGACUUGUUGGGCCGCUAAGAGCAUGACGUGGCCUUCUUUAAGAGCGCCGGAGGGACUGGAGCCACAUUAUGGAUCUGACUUUACCAGGCGUUUAGCUUUUCUGCUCUGUUAAAAAAAAAAAAAAACAUCCACGGAGCUCUUUUUUUUUUUUUCCUUCUCCCCAAUCUAUUGGUCUUGAGGCCAGACCAAUUCUGAACUGAGUAAUGCCAAGACUCUCUUGAUAUCUGCACCCUUUGUUGCCAUUGUGCCCAUUGCAAAGACCAAAUAUGUAGAGACCUCAUUGGGGUACGAGGUGCUCUUUCCUGUCUCCGUCCCGGUUCCGGCCAGCUCAAGAUCAUAGACUAGACACAGCUGCUGAGAGGUAGGGGUGCGUGGGUGGAAUAAAUCUCUCAGCGUGCCUCAAAACACACACACACGCACACACACACACACAAAACACACAAAAGCAAAUGCACACACAGCUGUCCCUGGUACUGUGGUGUAGAUAGACGAGGUGCUAACAGGUGCUACAGCCAUGACCUUGCUGGCUGAUAGCAGGUGACUUCCACUGCCCUUGGUUUGCUUGAGGAACAAAAGAGGAUGCGUGUCAUCGCGAAAGAAUGGCAGUUAGUCUUUAUUCCCCAGUGAGGUUCAUUUUAAGCCUCUAUUUUGUCUACAUCCACGCCAUGUCUUUAAUCUGAUGAUUGUCAGAGAUAGGAAAAGCCAUGCUGUCUGUUAUUUUCCACUUUGCAGCACUGUGCAUCGUGGGUUUUAACGCAAGCCAUGCACUCGAAGUUACCACAGUGUUAAUAAUACCAGCCAAAGCCAUAUUUUGUGACCAUAAUGAAUUUGUGCCUUGAAUUUUAUUACUUUUGAAACCAAAAAUGUGCCUUUUUUACCUCAGUAUUUGUGGGUUUGAAAUAAACGUUGAAUGCAGUAUUAGUAGAAAAUAGCGCCAAACAAUUUGAAUUGCAAGAAGGCUGGGACCAAAGAUUUGUAAGGUUUACACCAUGGAGACAUGGUCGACUAAUAUGAGAUCAGAAACCUGUCAAUGGACAGCACAAAGAUGCAUUUUUAACUUAACCUAAGCAUUUUAUGGCAGUGUUUAUAGUGCAAUGUGCAGAUAAUGUGUUAUUUUGUACUAUGCUUGUUUCUUCACUCCUAUUUCUUAUGUUGUAACUGAUACAUUUUCAUUCAAUAAAGUAAUUUAUGUUUAUUAAAA